This is a messenger RNA of Paramisgurnus dabryanus, 243 nucleotides long. Lineage: Eukaryota; Metazoa; Chordata; Actinopteri; Cypriniformes; Cobitidae. The record is from RefSeq and is a predicted model, not a curated record.
AUGAACUUUCAAUGUGCUGAAAGCACCAUAGAAAUGCAUGAAGUAUCCAGUGUGACAGGUGACAGUGACUGUGCUUCAGAAAGAAAGAAAGAAAGGAAAAAGAAAGAAAGAAAAAAAAGAAAGAAUAAAAAAGACAGAGAGAAAGAAAGACAGAAAAAAGACAGAAAGCAUAAAAAAGACAGAAAGAGAGAAAAAGACAGAAAGAAAGACAGACAGACUGACUGUAAGAAAGAAAGAAAGAAA